Aspergillus ochraceoroseus IBT 24754 is the source of this 1534-nucleotide messenger RNA. It is a transcript of the gene ecm33, whose product is annotated as GPI-anchored protein Ecm33. The transcript has 5 exons. Lineage: Eukaryota; Fungi; Ascomycota; Eurotiomycetes; Eurotiales; Aspergillaceae. Gene Ontology annotation, biological process: fungal-type cell wall organization. The record is from RefSeq and is a predicted model, not a curated record. Gene Ontology annotation, cellular component: fungal-type cell wall; plasma membrane. Bases 123 to 1316 code for a protein of 397 amino acids.
CUUUCUUCGCUACUACUUGUCUUGCCAACACACAGGGCCAAGCAGUUGCCGUAUACAUAACCCUCUAGUUUAGUCCUUGCCAAGACAUUUCCCCCCUCCCUCUCGCUUUCAUUUCACCAGAAAUGGCUUUCGUCAAAUACGCCCUGCCCGCGCUCGCUGUGGCCCAGGCGGUUCUCGCAGCUGACUGUGGUAGCGGUAGCACCAUUAAGAUCGCCAGCCAGACCGAUGCCGACGGAUACGAGACCUGCAAAACCCUCAAUGGCAGUGUUGAGCUCGAUGAGCAUAUCAGCGGAACCCUGACCCUGAACACCGUCGAGAGAAUCAAGGGUUCCCUGUCCUGCUCCAACGGCGCGAACAUCACCUCGCUUUCUGCUCCUAGCCUGGCAACUAUCGAUGACGCAUUCGACCUGGAGGGACUCACUUCCCUCACCGAACUGAGCUUCCCCGAUCUCACCAGCGUUGGAGAUAUCAACUUCCAGGCUCUUCCUCUCCUGUCGGCCCUCACCUUCACCACCGGUGUCACUGAGGCCGGCAGUGUGUCCAUUGUGAACACUGGUCUGAACUCCCUGGAUGGAAUCUCCCUGAAGACGGUUGGUAGCUUCGUUAUCACCGAAAAUACCCAGCUGCAGACUGUCAACGUCAACAACCUCAAGAAUGCCACCAACCUGAUCAACUUUGCCGGAAACAUGGAGUCUCUCGAUGUCUCUUUCCCUAACCUUGCCACUGGCACCAACAUGACCUUCCGUAAUGUCACUUCGGUCUCGGUUCCUUCGCUCACCACUCUUACUGGCCAGCUCGGCUUCUGGGGCAACCUUUUCGAAUCCUUCAGCGCCCCCAACCUCACUGAGACUGGCGACCUGGUCUUCAAUGAUAACGCCAAGCUUAGCAACAUCACCAUGCCUGUCCUUAAGACUGUUAACGGUGGUUUCCUGAUCACCCUCAACGACGACCUCGAUGACAUUAACUUCCCUGACCUUCAGACCGUCACGGGUGCCAUUGACUUCAGCGGUGAAUUCAACCAGGCCUCUCUUCCUUCCCUGAAGAACGUCCGUGGUGGGUUCAACAUGCAGAGCACUGGUAACUUCAGCUGCACUACCUUUGAUAAGUGGAAGGGCACCAUCAUCCACGGCACCUACGAGUGCAAGACCACCUCGCACCCCACCACCUCUGAUGGCUCCUCCGGAUCUUCCACCACCACCAGCAGCAGCAACUCUUCCAGCACUACCACCAAGAGUGCUGCUGUCCUGACCGCUGCCAACCUGCCUUCCAUGGGUGUUGCCGCUCUUUUCGGUCUCCUGGUCCAGUACAUUUUGUAAAGGCACUUGAUAUCAAACCGUCGUGUAUGCACUUUUUCCUCCUUUAUUUUAGCCCGAUGUGGUCGUGUAGAGUCACAUAAUAAGCAAUGGGGUUUUUUUUAUUCCUGUACUGUGUUGUUCUUAUGCCGCUAGCAAGACUGUUGGCAAGAGUCUCUGGGGCUCAGGGAUGGCUGGGUUAUAAAAAUUGCCAGGUAUGGGAAAUUGUUUGAGCUGGUGGU